GCAUUAUUAGAUGUAAGACCUUCAGAAUUGAAGUUAUAAAACGCAGCUUAGUCACAAUUUUUCGAAUUAUUAACAAGCAUACAGAAGAAGGAACAUGUUGUUCUACGUGCUUAGUAUAUUCAGCAUUGCAAUAAUUAGAUUAACCACAGCUAGAGAAUCUGAGUUUUCUGUACUCACAUGUAAAAGAGGUUCAGUUGAUUAUGAUGCUUGUUUAAAACAAACUUUAGAGACUACAUGGCCAUUAAUUGUUAAAGCAGGCCUUGCAGAACUUGACCUUCCGUCUUUAGAUCCAUUAUAUUACAAAGACGGUAAAAUUGAACUUAAUACUGAUACGAUACAUGCAAAAGUCAUUAUUUUAAAUUUCACUUGUUUUGGUUUAUUAAAGACUCAUUUUAUUGAUCUAAAGACGCAUUUCCUUCCUAAUAACGUUCUUCGUUUGGAAAUUGAUGUACAAGUACCAAAAAUAUUCGUAGAAGGUAUUAUAAAAAUAAAUGGUACUUUAAAUGUAUUCACAGUUGCUGGUGAAGGUUAUAUGAAUGCAACCAUGAGUGAUAUCAAAGGAGCAUGUGAUUUAAUAGGACAUAUAAUAAAUAAUACAUUGUUGGUAGAACAUUUCCGUUUCACGCCAACAUUUGGAACACUUAAAGUAUAUUUUAAUUUGUUCCAAAAUGACAGAAAGCUUAAUGAUCUUGCCUUAAUGUUUAUAAAUGAAUAUUGGCCGACUUUAUAUCGAGAAAUAUGGCCAAUCAUGUCCGACAUGUUAGAUCCAUGGUUGAGUGAUUUCGCCAAUAAAUUUUUUUCGAAAAUACUAUUCUGAAAAAUAUUUCUAUAACGUUCAUACAUUUAUUACACUUUAAAGAAAUAUCGAAUUUGUAAAUUGCUGGGUAUAUUUAGUUAUAUAAAUACUAUAGGUGUGUGAACAAUUUUCUUCUGAAAUUAUAUUUUUAGAAGUUCAAAAUUGUAUCAAUUCAAAAAUUGUAUUGAAUUAAAUUAUUAUUUGUAAGACAAAUAAAUAAUUUUAAGGUAUAAAUUCCAUUGCAAAAUUGUUUUUCUCCUUUCUUCGUUUCUAGGUAUCAUUAAUAAUUUAUAAAAAUAAAGUCAAUGGAGAAAAGAAAGCAGUUAUUGACAAAACGUGAAGUAUGAAGUUCAUGUUAUCUCAUAUAUUUUGUGUUGAAUUUUAGUAUGAUCAUCCAAAUUAUUUCUUUACAUGUUCUCUAGACUUUAUAAUAUAGUUAUUAGUCAUUAGUAUUUAUUGUGUUGUUAUGAAAGAUUUUAGUAUUGCAGAUAGUAGAGAUUUUAUAGGUAUAUACUCUGUACAUCAUUUUGAGAAACAUGUCGUGUAAUAACUUUUUUGUUUUGAUGUAAUUUGAAAGACUUAAACGUGGCUUUUAAAUGACGUAAUUAAAUUUAAUGUUUAAAGUAAUGUAUAUAUGUAUUUAAAGUGUAAAGUUAUAUUGCCUGCGUUUAGAGUUAUGAACCAUUUGCGAGUGUUGUGAGUUCUAAAACAUUUACACAUAAUUUAGUUUACACUUUUACCAUUUUACUUAUUAGCUAAUAUUGUUUGUCAUAAUACUUUUAUAAUAUUUCUACAAUGCACAAAGUCGUAAGAGCCAAGUAUUACACAUGUUUUAUACAUGUUUUUGAUAUUUUUGUGUGAUACGUGUACAAAAUACUAAUACUUUUGUGAUAUUAUUGACAUUGUGCAAGAUCAGCUAAAAAGCGUUAAGGAGGUAUUUUAGUCUAGAGAGCGAGUUUCAGUGCAAUUUUUGUAAAGUUUUUCGAGAAACCUAUAAGGUCCUUUGGGAUCGAUUUUUUCCAUACCAGUAUACUUUGAAAUUUAUUUUAAUAUUUUAUUUAUAAAAAAAUAUUAGUAAAUAAAAAGUUAUAGCAAAUUAAAAUAACACAUAUAAAGAAAAGGUGUCUGGACGGUGACAAUAAUUCCGGCUUUUGUAGGUGCCUAAAACAAAAAAAAAAAUAAAAA
Molecule: messenger RNA, 1981 nt
Organism: Monomorium pharaonis (pharaoh ant)
Lineage: Eukaryota; Metazoa; Arthropoda; Insecta; Hymenoptera; Formicidae
Exons: 5
Coding region: 95-817 (240 amino acids)
Source: RefSeq, a predicted model, not a curated record